GGAGUUAUAAAUGUUUCAUCCACUUAUGAUAGUAGAACUCAAGAGGUAGAAGGUUCUUUAGCUGCAAGGAGAUCAUGGAGAGUAGAGGCAUCUCAUGGCAGUUCUACAUCAGGAAAUGAAAAUUCAUCUCUUUUCCUUGUUCAACUUGGACCUCUUCUCCUUGUUCGUGAUUCAACCCUCCUUUUGCCUGUCCACCUGUCCAAGCAACACUUGCUUUGGUAUGGCUAUGACAGAAAGAAUGGAAUGCAUUCUCUUUGCCCAGCAGUGUGGUCAAAACACAGAAGGUGGCUGUUGAUGUCCAUGCUAUGCCUCAAUCCCUUAGCUUGUUCAUUUGUGGAUCUUCAAUUUCCUAAUGGACAGUUGACCUAUGUGUCUGGAGAGGGUCUAAAUACUAGUGCUUUCCUUCCUUUUUGUGGGGGUCUUCUACAAGCUCAUGGUCAAUAUCCAGGAGAAAUGAGAUUCAGCUUUUCAUGCAAGAACAAGUGGGGAACAAGAAUCACACCAAUGGUACAAUGGCCUGACAAGUCAUUUUCCUUUGCUGUUGCUCAGGCCUUGGCCUGGCAGAGAUCUGGUCUCAUGGUGAGACCAACUAUUCAAUUCAGUGUCUGUCCCACCUUUGGUGGAAGCAAUCCUGGGCUGCGGGCUGAACUCAUUCAUUCAAUCAAGGAGAAACUGAAUUUAAUCUUUGGAUGUGCCUUCAUGACAUAUCCUUCUGCCUUUGCGUCAAUAUCCAUUGGAAGAUCGAAGUGGAAUGGAAAUGUAGGAAGCUCGGGUCUGGUUCUGAGAGUCGAUGCUCCUCUCUCCAAUGUCGGGCGACCUUCUUUCUCUGUUCAGAUAAAUAGUGGCAUUGAAUUUUAAAGGCCUCCAUAUUUUCUUAGAUAAGUGUAUAUAGGUUUAGUCAACAGCUACUUGCAAGGUCUUUUUUGUUGGGAGCUGCCAAUAGCAAGUAUACCGUGUUCAUGUGAAUAGAAAAAUCUUGACCCGAAAAUCGAGACCUUAAAUUGAUAUCACUAUGAAAAUCGUGUCUUGGGUGCGUGGUGUACUUACUAAUAAAGUUCCCUCUUGUCAAGCAGCAACUUGAGUUUCAUACAUUGUUGUUAAUUGUUUCUUACUCCUCCUUAGCCUUGUAAUCGAAGGUUUGCGAAUAGAAAGAUCUAUUGGUCGCAUUUUAGGUCA
Neltuma alba is the source of this 1176-nucleotide messenger RNA. RefSeq lists its product as uncharacterized. NCBI's taxonomy places the organism in Eukaryota, Viridiplantae, Streptophyta, Magnoliopsida, Fabales, Fabaceae. The transcript is spliced from 6 exons. The annotation marks the transcript as partial. The record is from RefSeq and is a predicted model, not a curated record.